Molecule: messenger RNA, 588 nt
Organism: Amorphotheca resinae ATCC 22711
Lineage: Eukaryota; Fungi; Ascomycota; Leotiomycetes; Helotiales; Amorphothecaceae
Exons: 1
Coding region: 51-482 (143 amino acids)
Source: RefSeq, a predicted model, not a curated record
GAUCUUCACAUAUUUUUUUUGGGAUUUUUCUUUGCCUACAUGUACGGCGUAUGCAGCACUACUCAGUUCAUCCGUCUUCUCUCGCCUUCUCUCAAAGCCCGCCGCAAGCAAGUAGUCACUACUACUCCCUAUGCAGCAUUACAUGCAUGGCGCUGUGCUGCUCUGCACCUAGACGCAUAUGCAUCACAUCCAUUCAUCCAUGUACAAGUUACCCCAAGUUCCAACCCCAAGCCUUCGUCUUUCUAAGCUCUCUCCCCGAAUAUCCACACAUUCCUGCCUUACCCGGGUCUCUAUAUUACUGUCCAUACAUACCACCUGCAGUUACCACCAUCCAUCCAUCCCUCCGUAUUUUCCCCUCACCCCACUCGCCUCGCAUCUCGCUUCCUCCAAGUUCUUACCCGGCGAUCAUCAUCAUCAUCCAUCCUUUACCCAUCCAUCCCUCCAUCCAUCCGCCACGUCCCCCUUUCCUUCUUCCUACCUAGGUACAUAACAAACCCACCAUUUCCUGAUUCCCUCCUCUCUCUCAACCCUGCACAUUCCCCAAAUCCAAAACAGAAAAAAAAGAAAACAAAAGAAACCAAAUAACAC